Messenger RNA from Notodromas monacha, 3240 nucleotides. Lineage: Eukaryota; Metazoa; Arthropoda; Ostracoda; Podocopida; Cyprididae. The record is from the annotation of a GenBank genome assembly.
AUGUCCUCUGUCGUCGAGCCCCCGCGACCAACGCGAUUUAGCGUUACGAGUGCCUCAGAAGUGCAUGCCUGUGUUGGGAAACGCGGUGGAGAUGAUGUGAGGGUGGCUCCGACCUCGCAUCACAGCGCAAAGCGCGCCAUGGAUAGUCAGGCUCCUGAAGAUUCUGAACUUGAACCGUAUUCUCGAAACCCCUUACUAUGCUAUCUCUGUAACGAAGUUUUCGAUGAACCUUGUCUUCUGGGAUGUUACCACACCUUCUGCGCCAAAUGCGUCAGCGGGAAAGCAGUGGAUGGCAAAAUCAGCUGUCCAUUGUGCGGGAAAGUUACAACUUUAAAAGAUGGUUCAACUCUUCCUCCGCCUGACUACUUGGUUCACUAUGUCGUUGAGUCUUCGAACGAUGAAAAGCCUGUCUGUGCCAACUGUGAUAAGGCCGACCAUCCGCUUAUGUUCUUCUGCGACACAUGCGGACAAGCAUUGUGCGGAGUUUGUCGCGAUGAAACACACCGUGCGAAGAUGUUCUCACAGCAUGAUAUUAUCCACAUGUCCAAGCGAACAAAGGAAAUUCAUAAGAAGGUAUUCGGUCCGAACUCAAUUUUCGCGAACUACACGGCUGAAGGAAGGUGUGCCCUUCACAACGAGCCGUUCAUCAUGUUUUCAACUGCAACCAAGAGUAUGCUGUGCAUAAAUUGUUUUCGUGACACUGCCAUCGAUGCUCGGUUGCAUUGUGUUGACCUUGACACCGCCUAUACUCAGGGAUGCAAAAAAUUAGAAAGAGCUCGAACGUCCUUACUUGAACUGCAAAAUUCUCUUCGUGAUGGAGUCAUUUUAUUCCGUGCGUUGUUGGAAGAGCUCAAGCGUAAUAUGGAGACUGAAAAAAGCUCCAUACUGAGCACGUGCCAAAGCCUAGAAGAAACUAUUCAACAAACGCAGGAAGCUUUGCUUCAAGAAGUUGACAAUCAAUACGUGUCGAAGGACCAACUGUUCCGGAGUCAGCUCUCCGUUAUGGCUUCAUUACUUCCCACCAUCCAUUUGCAUAUAAUCAUGUGCACGACGUUUUCGUCCUCCACGUCGAAGUUUGAGUUCUUGGAUUUAGGAUAUUCUCUAAUGGAUCGAUUGGCUGCCAUCUCGCACAUGGGUUAUCCUCUAAGACCUAAUCAAAGCAGUCAAGUAAAAUCUAACUACAAGGUUGCCUUGGCUCAAGUGCUUGAGCCGUACUUCAUAAACGCUGGACCGCCGCUGGCGCCUUACGAAGGUGCAGGAGCUCAAGGUGGGGCGCCCACUACCGUUUUGACAAACGGAGCUACUGGUGCUAGUCCUUAUCAGUCUGAAGACAAAUCAGACGCAGCUACAUCAUCGUCUCUUGAAACAGUUCGUGAAUACAUCGGUGGAUCGCGUGGCUCACUCUCCCAAAACGCCACGCAAUCUGGCAAAUCUUCGGGACACCACACUCCCGUUGCCUUGGGGCCAAAUUUUACCACUGUCACGAGGAGGACGCAAGUUCAUCCAUUGAAAAUGAAAAUUUUGGAAUCCUCUGGUCCGUUCCCUGACCACUGCAAAAAUUUCGAUGCUAAUUAUAGAGAAAUUAGCAUGAGAUUUGCGCGAUUGAAGGAUCAAGUUCAGGAGCUUCAUAGAGAUGUGACAAUGAGGCGGUGCCUUACAAAACGCGGCAAAGUGGAAGAAAUAAUCACCGAGUGUGCUACUUUAGAUUCAAUGCUAAGAAAGCAUGCCGAGCAUUUGGAAUCAAUGCACAACAUAUUUUCCAAAACGUGGGAUGACCAGUCGCAAAGAAUCCAAGCAGAGCGUGAGCUAUACCAGAUGCAGAUGAACGAUCUUAUGAACUUACAAUCUGAGAAUAGACGAGUGCUGCAGAUAGUUCAACAGCUUGAGCCUUAUAUCCGUUCCAUUUCAACACUCAUGGAGCGCCUUUCGCCGCAUUUACAUCCUGGUCAACUAGUUUCUGUUGGAUCUGGCUCUGGUGCACCGCCUUCGUCUACUGGACCAGGAAGUGGACCUGGUAGUGGCGGCGCCUCGCAAGUUCCCGAUUCUAGUGAACCUUAUGAUCCGGGAUAUGCAGCCGGAAUGUCUGACGUACAGCAGAGGAGUGAUUCCAAGCACUACAAUUCAAGUAUUCAGUCAAAAUCCCAGCAAGGGUUUGAUGAUUCAGCUUCUUGCCGAGGUUCUUCAAGAGCAGCAUCAUGUGAAGGAACACCCGAUGCCGGUGGUUCUUCGAAGUCCAGAAGCUUGCCCCGUAGUUUUCAAGGGUAUUCAUCGCCUUUAAUGACCGGAAAAGAACCCCAGUCCACUCCUCCACCUCCACCACCGGCGAGCAACAAGGGUUUCUUUUCUCAACUGCUUAACCGGGUUAGAUGUUCCGAUGACAAGAAACGAUCGAAAGCUUCGCGUUUUUUUCGUGGUCGCUAUUAUUCUAAAAGUGACGGCGAAUACGAGGAUGAAGAGGGUUGUGAACAGUGUGCUGCCAAUCGAAGAGCCGCGAUUGCUGCAGCAAAAGCCGCCACGUUGGCUAAUUUGACCGCGACUCAGCAAGCCUGCAUGGCGGCCGCAUCCAAGAAGCGGAAGGGAAAACCGACGGGAAUGAUCGGUUACGGGCCCACGUCAUUUUUCGUCGAAGCGUCGGAUUACGAUAAUCUGUGUCGAAAUUUUCCUGCCAUGACUGCGCACAUGAUGCCGCCAAGAAAGGAAAUGUGCGUCGGACAAGGCUGCGAACGAGUCGGCCAGGGGUUGUAUUGUGCCUUGGGCUGCGGUGAUCCAGCUUCUGCCACCAACACCGCGGUGCCAGAAAACGAUAACACCCCGCGUCGUAAAAGUGAAGGUUCAUCCUCGUGUUCCUCGGUGUAUUGCAAAAAGUGCGGACCCGUGUACCCGAAGGGGCAGCAAUGCCCAGAUCCUGCGACAGGUGUGCAAGAUGGUGCGAAGAUGCAGUGCCAUCUUGAGACAGCCGUCGCUGCUGCUGCAGCCGGGGUACGGUCCAAAAGGAAUGGGAGCGAAAAGAGAAGUGGGUCGUCGGCAUUUCCGAGGAACCACGCGGUGCCCAAGUCUGGUGGGCACCGACACGACGAAAAUAAGGCAAGGUCGAGUCGGUGUCGACAAACAACGCCGCAAAGGAGCUCUUCGAAGGGCGAGCAGCGGCAGUCACCGUAUGAGACUUUGGAUGAAUGCAAACUUUAUCAAUUUCUCCGGGUUGAAGAGGAUGUUCACAAAAUCGCCGAAGUCGAGCGAUGA